CUCUCUCCCCUAUCUUUAUCACCUUUUUCGUCUCUCAUCACUCAUACCAUCACCAUGGCUGCCCCCGCUCAACAGUUCAAGGUCGCCGACAUCUCGUUGGCUGCCUUCGGCCGCCGCGAGAUCGAGCUCGCUGAGAUCGAGAUGCCCGGUCUCAUGGCCAUCCGUGAGAGAUACGCUCCCGCCCAGCCCCUGAGCGGUGCCCGUAUCGCUGGUUGCUUGCACAUGACCAUCCAGACCGCCGUCCUCAUCGAGACCCUGACCGCUCUCGGUGCCGAGGUCACCUGGACCAGCUGCAACAUCUUCUCCACCCAGGACCACGCCGCUGCCGCCAUUGCCGCCUCCGGUGUCCCUGUCUUUGCCUGGAAGGGUGAGACCGACGAGGAGUACGACUGGUGUCUGGAGCAGCAGCUCAAGGCCUUCAAGGACGGCCAGAAGCUCAACCUCAUCCUCGACGACGGUGGUGAUCUGACCUCGCUCGUCCACUCCAAGUACCCCGAGCAGCUCAAGGGCUGCUUCGGUGUCUCCGAGGAGACCACCACCGGUGUGCACCACCUCUACCGCAUGCUCAAGGACGGCAAGCUGCUCGUCCCCGCCAUCAACGUCAACGACUCCGUCACCAAGUCCAAGUUCGACAACCUGUACGGCUGCAAGGAGUCCCUGGUCGACGGUAUCAAGCGUGCCACCGACGUGAUGAUCGCCGGUAAGGUUGCCGUCGUUGCCGGCUACGGUGACGUUGGCAAGGGCUGCGCCUCCGCCCUGCACAGCAUGGGUGCCCGCGUCCUGGUCACCGAGGUUGACCCCAUCAACGCCCUCCAGGCUGCCGUCCAGGGCUUCGAGGUCACCACCAUGGAGGAGGCCGCUUCCCAGGGUCAGAUCUUCGUCACCACCACUGGCUGCCGUGACAUCCUGGUUGGCCGUCACUUCGAGGCCAUGCGCAACGACGCCAUCGUCUGCAACAUCGGUCACUUCGACAUCGAGAUCGACGUUGCCUGGCUCAAGGCCAACGCCAAGUCGGUCCAGAACAUCAAGCCCCAGGUCGACCGCUUCACCAUGGCCAGCGGCCGUCACAUCAUCCUGCUGGCUGAGGGUCGUCUGGUCAACCUGGGCUGUGCCACCGGUCACUCUUCCUUCGUCAUGUCGUGCUCCUUCUCCAACCAGGUCCUGGCCCAGAUCGCCCUGUUCAAGGCCGAGGAUGCCGCGUUCGGCCAGAAGUACAUCGAGUUCGGCACCACCGGCAAGAAGGAGGUCGGCGUCUACGUCCUGCCCAAGGUUCUGGACGAGCAGGUCGCCCUGCUGCACCUGGAGCACGUCAACGCCAAGCUGAGCAAGCUCACCCCCGUGCAGGCCGAGUACCUGGGUCUGGACGUUAGCGGUCCCUACAAGGCCGAGCACUACCGCUACUAAGCGGGGUGUUUAAUUGAUUAUUUCCUUUCCUUUGUCGAUGUUUGCUAUACCCGGAUCUAGACCUUUGUUCAACAUGAUCACGAUGUUACGACGAUAUCAUGAGCUCUAUCAACUGCGGGCUCAAAAGUUUUGACCUUCAACGGCAUAAAAAAGUGGCAUACAGGGGUUUGAUGGGUAGUUUGGGUUGUACUGGCGG
This is a messenger RNA of Aspergillus campestris IBT 28561, 1600 nucleotides long. Its product is annotated as adenosylhomocysteinase. The transcript is spliced from 6 exons. Gene Ontology annotation, cellular component: cytosol. The record is from RefSeq and is a predicted model, not a curated record. Bases 55 to 1404 code for a protein of 449 amino acids. NCBI's taxonomy places the organism in Eukaryota, Fungi, Ascomycota, Eurotiomycetes, Eurotiales, Aspergillaceae. Gene Ontology annotation, molecular function: adenosylhomocysteinase activity. Gene Ontology annotation, biological process: L-methionine cycle.